Messenger RNA from Symbiodinium pilosum, 531 nucleotides. The record is from the annotation of a GenBank genome assembly. Lineage: Eukaryota; Dinophyceae; Suessiales; Symbiodiniaceae.
AUGCCAACUGCUCCUCAGCCUGGAGUCUUGGGCAUUCGUGCGGACCCCACGACAGCCGAGGAGGCUUCGAGGGUGCCUGAUGAGCCCCAUGCGCCGCUCCAGGAUCACAUCUUGCAGGUUGAAGCUUCUCCCGGCAUACAGUGCCAGAGUGUGGAUGGCACGACUUCAAAUGUGGCAGCGGACUUGGCCGUUACCAACACCCUCGUUCCAGCAUGGGGCUGCAACGAGGAUGCAGAGAUCCUCCACAAGCCAGAACAUGGCAGCGGCACGAUAUCUGAUAAUGCGAUUGACGUGAGCAUCGCGGACGGGUCAAUGCCGCCCUUGCCACCGAUGCCGGCAUGGGACUUGCACGCAGCACGAACAGGUGUUAGCCCAGCAGCAGGGCCCUCCGCUACGUCAUUGCCUUCUCUUGAAGGCAUAGUUCCUGCUCCAACAUUGACAGGAAAGAACAGGCCGAACAAGGCACGCUUGCAGAAGAAGCGUUCGCAGAGCUCCCGGAAACCGGGGCUCUCCAAGGACGCUGAGCCCUGA